GACCCAACAAAAAACUUUCUUUCCUUCUUUUUUAAAAGAGAACCAAAUAAGGGAAGGCAUAAUUCCCUAUAAAAUUUCUCUCCCUCAUCUAUCUUUCCUCUUAUUUUCAUUGAUACCAAACAUAGUUACUGAUCAAUUAAAAUCGGUUCAUAUGAAAUUGACCUAAUUGAUAAAAUUAGGGCAAAAAAUUUAUUAGCACUUUAUUCUUCAUCGGUGGCCGCAACCAUGGUUACUGCAGUGGAACUUCUACAUGUAACUGAACACAAACAACCAGAAGUAGAACAACAAACCAAAGAUCAAGUUGAAUUAGAAGAAGACGAUGACGACGACGUAUCGUAUUCUUCGGAUUCGGAAAUCGAUGAUGCUUUGGAUUGGUUGGAUUCAAAAGAAGAUGAAUACGAAUCAAUUGACGGCUCUUCCCUUAGUUCCUGGCGCCCUAAUGCUCAUGGUGGCCACCAUUCUCAUUCUUCCACUCUCCAACCUCUCUCCAAUCGUAACCAGAGAUUCUCUCAUCAUAUUCGUGCUUCCCCUUUAGAGGAAUGGGAAGGAAGAAUGAAUAUUGGCAUGUCUAACACUGUUACAACAGCAAUUCGUGCAAGUGUGAGAGAUAUGGCCAUUGGUAAAACCAGAACUACUGAAAAAGCAGACAGAGCCACUGUUGAGCAGGCAAUUGAUCCUAGAACGCGCAUGGUUUUAUUUAAGAUGAUGAACAGAGGUGUGUUUCAAGAUAUGAAUGGAUGCAUUUCAACCGGAAAAGAAGCAAAUGUUUAUCAUGCGACCAAAUCCAAUGGUGAUGAACUUGCAAUUAAAAUAUACAAAACAUCUAUUCUGGCUUUUAAGGAUAGAGAUAGAUAUGUGAAAGGAGAUCGCCGGUUUAUAAAAGGGUACUGCAGGAGUAAUCCCAGAAAAAUGGUACAAACAUGGGCAGAAAAGGAAAUGAGGAAUCUUUUUAGGCUAAAGGCAGAAGGAAUUAGGUGCCCUACUCCACAUCUUCUGAGGCUACAUAUCCUGAUUAUGGAAUUUAUUGGAAAGGAUGGUUGGGCCGCUCCACGUCUCAAAGAUGCAGAUCUAUCUUUAGACAAGUUACGGGAAGGCUAUGUUGAGAUAAUUGUUGCAAUGCGGACAUUAUAUCAGAAGUGCAAAUUGGUGCAUGGUGACCUCAGUGAAUAUAAUAUACUUUAUUAUGAGGGUCACUUGUAUAUUAUUGAUGUUUCUCAAUCGGUUGACCUUGACCAUCCUCUUGCUAAUGAUUUUCUGCAUGAAGACUGUACUCACGUAUCUGAUUUCUUUAAGAAACACGGUGUAGGUGUCAUGACAGUAGAAGAGCUGUUAAAUUUUAUUAAAGAUGCAUCCAUUGCUGAUGAUGCUGUGGAUAGUUAUUUGGAAGAGCUGCAACAAAAAAUUUUGGCCAGAGAUGUAUCCAUAGAGGAGAGUGCAGACCUUGUGCUUGCUAAGUCUGACAUUCUAAAGAAACUAGAUGAUGUUAAGAUUGCCGAGGAGGACGUACGACAUAUAACAGAACCUUCCCUGCAAAAUGACCAGCAAACGCAGAAAUUGAAUACUAUAGAAGAUUUACAUGUCAUCUCUGACGAUAAAUCUAGCCUUUUAGUAGGUGAUGCGGAGUCUCAAUCUGGCGAAGAGGAAGAUAACUUGAGCAAUUCUGAAGAGAUUUCAUCUUCUGAAAGUGAUUCAGAUACUCCUUUGGAGAAGAAAGCGGCUAGAAAAGAAGCUAGGAAAGAAAAUAAAAAGAAGGUGAAAGAGGAGAAAAGAGAAGCAAGGAAAACUAAAGUCCCCAAGGCUGUGAAGAAAAGAAAGAAAAAACUGUCUAAAGCCCCCAAGACCAGAUAGACUAUAAUGAUUUGUAAUGGCUACAUAAGUGUAGGUUUUGAAUUUCUAGAUAAAAGCCAAAGAUUAUCCAAAAUAAUAAUUUGGUUUUCUAAGCAUAUAUUAGGAGAGGUUAGAAUUAAUUUGAUGAAUCUUUCGAUUUUUGGUGUUUUUCAAAUUUUAUGUGGAUGUUGAUUUUAGUGUUUAGGUUUUUCAAUUUUCUGUUUGAAAAAUUUGAUAUUGAAAGUGUCAUUUAGUAAUGAAAUUUUAUUUUAAAUAAA
Messenger RNA from Lathyrus oleraceus (garden pea), 2105 nucleotides. RefSeq lists its product as uncharacterized. The coding region runs from base 226 to 1848 and encodes 540 amino acids. The transcript is spliced from 12 exons. Gene Ontology annotation, molecular function: ATP binding; protein serine/threonine kinase activity. NCBI's taxonomy places the organism in Eukaryota, Viridiplantae, Streptophyta, Magnoliopsida, Fabales, Fabaceae. The record is from RefSeq and is a predicted model, not a curated record.